Messenger RNA from Chlorella variabilis, 2309 nucleotides. RefSeq lists its product as hypothetical. NCBI's taxonomy places the organism in Eukaryota, Viridiplantae, Chlorophyta, Trebouxiophyceae, Chlorellales, Chlorellaceae. The record is from RefSeq and is a predicted model, not a curated record. Bases 87 to 2309 code for a protein of 740 amino acids. Gene Ontology annotation, biological process: protein dephosphorylation. Gene Ontology annotation, molecular function: protein serine/threonine phosphatase activity. The transcript has 11 exons.
GGGGAGUUGCAGCGUGACAGAAAGCGGCUGGGCCCACUGUGUGCGCGAGGAGACCGCCUUGCAGCGGGGGCUGAACUCGGCGCACAAUGAGCGCGCCGGUGGCUGGGGGUCCGCCCUCAGGGGUAUCAUGUCAUCCCACGGUGUACCAAAACACUGGGGCGAGCAUACUGAAGGAUGAGGACGUGUUGUUAGUGGAGCACCAGCGGCCAUGGCCCGGGUGCGGCGGCGGCGGCGAGGAGGCGCGGUGCGGCGGCGGCGGCGGCGACGCCCCCUCCACCGGCUCCGCCCGCUGCUCCUGCUGCGGCGCAGACACUGCCGAGUACUCCCUCUUCGCCGUGUUUGACGGCCACAACGGCGCGGCGGCGGCGCGCCUGGUGGCCGAGCGGCUGGUGGGCAUCCUGGAGGAGCGGCUGCCGCAGGGGGUGCCGCCGCCGGCCGCCAGCCCGACGUGGGUGCCCUGGCGGGAGGACAUCCAGCUGGCGCUGGUGGAGACGAUGGCGGAGCUCAACCGCCUCUUUGCGCUCAAGGGCAUCCUGGCAGGGUGCACAGCCACGCUGGUGCUGCAGGUGGGCUGGCUGCUGACCUGCGCCAACCUGGGCGACUCCCGCGCCAUCCUGGACACCGGCCUGGAGACGCUGCAGCUGACAGUGGACCACCGCGUGGCCACGCACAAGGGCGAGCGGCGGCGCGUGGAGGCGAUGGGCAACACCAUCGCUCCCAUCGACUUCACAGGCUCCGGCCCCGCCACGCGCGUGGACAACGGUGUGGGCCCGCUGCGCAUCUGGCCGGGAGGCCUGUGCCUGUCUCGGGCGGUGGGCGACUUUGAUGUGGGGGACUCGGUCAUCCCCUUCCCACACAUCAUGCAGGUGGUGGUGCCCCCCACGGGCGCGCGCCUGCUGGUGGCCAGCGACGGCGUGUGGGAUGCGUAUGAGAAGAUGAGCCGCAUCGGGUCCAUGCUGCGCAGCUGGAGCCUGGACCUGUGCCCGCAGCGGCUCAUACAGUCAAUUGUGCGCGCGUAUGGGGGCCUGCGGGACGAUACCUCCCUGGUGGUGGCAGACAUCCUGCCCCCAGGCAAGACCUUCCCAGAGGCGGUGCAGGCGGCGCAGGCACGCGCCAAGCUGUCCGGCGUGUCCAUGAGCGCCGCCGCCGCCUGCACCCCGCCGCCGCUGACGCCGGCCGCCGCCAACCCCCUCAAGCUGGAGGUGGUUGCGGAUGUGGAUGUGGCGGCGGUGAUGGGGCUGAUGCCUGAGGAGACGCCGCCGCCGCCUGGCUGGUACGACGAGUACGUGGGCGAGCAGCUGUUUGCGCUGGCGGCGGAGGCGAUGGAGUGCUGGAGGGAGGCCAAUGAGCGGCGCACGGGGCGCCGCCCCUCCACGCCGCAGCUGGAGGCCACCGUACGGGUGGCGCGGGUGGCGCGCAUGUCCCAGCAGGGCGGCGGGUCGGAGGGUCUGGAGAGCGAGGGGUCUUGGGGCGGCGGCGGCCUGACGCGCCACGCCUCUGUCUUCUUCCACCAGGCGGUGGCAGAGGGGGGGGACUAUGCGGACAAGUUUGGGCACUACCAGGGCUUCGAGCCCGGCUCCAUCGGCUCGGACAGCCCCGGCAGCAGCCUGCACAGCGCGCGGGCGGGCAGCGAGGGCAGCGUGCGCGCCGGCGGCUACCGCUACGCCGACGCCAGCGUGCGGGCAGGCAGCCGCUACACCGACGCCAGCAUGCGGGCGGGCUUGCGAUCUGACGCCAGCGUGCGGGCUGGAGGGGCGUACUACGCGGCAGCUGCCCACGGCAACGGCGGUGCCGCCCUGGGCCCCGACGAGCGCCUGCCCAGCUUCCGGCCAGACCCCUCCAUUCGCAGCGGCGCCGACGCCCUGCGCAUACUCAGCGACAGCGCCGGCUCCGCCGCCGGCGCGCCGCGGCCGCUGGCCGACGCGGCGGCGGCGGUCGACGUCAGCGGCGGCCGGCGGCAGCGCGGCGCGCCUCCCAGCCCCUUUGCCGGCUCGGCGGCGGCGGCGGCGCUGGCGCCAGCGCCGGCCGGCAGCGGCGAGGGCGUGCCAAAAAACGGGGGCGCGGCACCGGGGGACGACAAGUGCGCUUCGGCUAGCUCAGCCUCAGCGCCCAUCCCGGUGCCGCGCAGCGUCACCUUUGGAGCGGUCAACGUGAUGGGCGGCGGCGGCGGCGGCGGCGGCGGCGGCAAGGCGGGCCCCAGCAAGGCCGGCGCCGCCCAGCUGGAGGACUCGCCCAUGGGCUUCAGCAGCGGCUCCCUGCAGCAGGCGGCCGGCAGCGGCGGUCCCAUGGACACGAUACUCGAGGGCUGA